Molecule: messenger RNA, 1981 nt
Organism: Sphaeroforma arctica JP610
Lineage: Eukaryota; Ichthyosporea; Ichthyophonida
Exons: 18
Coding region: 94-1926 (610 amino acids)
Biological process (GO): monoatomic ion transport; transmembrane transport
Cellular component (GO): membrane
Molecular function (GO): calcium ion binding; voltage-gated calcium channel activity
Source: RefSeq, a predicted model, not a curated record
ACAAGAAACGGUUAUAUCAUUUUAAUUCUAUUGGUGCUGCUGUUUGAGAGUCUUCUGGAAGGCUUCGGCUACAGCCACUUUCGCCUGCUGCGCAUGUUCCGACCGUUUUUACUGAUCAACACUUCGCAUACGCUUGCACGAGCGAUGAACGUGGUCGGGAAGACGGUGAUCCGCAUUCUGCCUGUGUCGUUGUUGCUGCUGCUGACGGUGGGGCUUUUUGGUCUUGUGGCCAUGACCAUGUUCCUGGGAACAGGCAAGGAAAUCAAUAACUUCGGCACAGUACACGACUCAAUCAAGAGCAUGAUGAUUUUGACGACCACUGCGAAUAAUCCCGAUGUUUGGAUGGAGGCAUACAAUGCCGACCGAGCGUAUGCGAUCUUUUUCAUCACGUUCACAUCGCUGACGGUGUACAUUAUAACCAACAUCAUUCUGGCAACCGUGUAUAACGAAUGGAAAGACCAGUUCAAGGAAGACACCAUCGCCACCAUAGAGCGCCGGAGAUCUACACUGAAGGAAGCGUUUCCUUUGAUGUGUGGAUCUUUCAGCAAAAAUCCCUCAUCGGCGUCGCUCACUUUAACCUUCGAGGAGAUGCGUGAGGUGUUCCGUGCGUGUGGCCUAAAGGGCAAGUCCAUUCCUGCGCUCUUUCUUUUGAUGGAUAAAUCGCACUCGGGGCACAUCACUGCCAGCGAGUUUCUGAGUCUGUUCGAUUUGCUCGCCCUCAAUCUCGAAGUGGUCCAAUCAGAACAGGCCACGCCUAUGGCAAAGAGGUAUCCACAUCUGCGAAAAAUGGUACACGCCGGUUGGUUCCUGAUAUUGACAGACAUCGUGAUUUUCUGCAGUGCCUUUAUUAUCAUCCGAGAGCUAAUUGUUGAGGGGAAAUUCCAGCAGUCGACUUUCUCAAGAUUCCUAGACAUAUCAUUUCUGACUUUCUCUAUGAUAGAAGUGGGACUGCGACUGUUGAUAGGAGGUCUGCACACACCCCGAGAUGUGUGGCUGAAGUUCGAUUCCGUGGUGGUGGUGACGAUGUGUUUAGCCGAGUUGUUUAUGGUUUUUGAGCAGAUAUCUUUUGUUCGGUUGACGAUUAUCCUGCGCGUCAUGAGACUUGUUAGGCCUAUGUCCAUGUUACCCGAGUUUCGGGUGGUGACGCGUACGCUGGCGUCCAUCGUGCCGAGGAUAGGUGUUGUGGCGGCUAUUCUCAUGACGGCGUUCUACGUGUACGGCCAGUUGGGGAUGUUCCUAUACCACGGAACGAUAGUCAAAGACGAUCCACGCUUGGAGGGGUCCGAUUUUGCAAAGAACAAUUAUUGGCUGCUGAACUUUGACGACUUCUACAACACACUGGUGACUCUGUACUGUGUUAUGCUGACAAACAACUGGUUUGUGAUUAUGAACGCGUACGCCACCGUCACCAGUGAGUGGGCCACAGUCUACUUCACUGUGUGGGUGUUGUUCACUAUGCAAGUAGCUCUCAAUCUACUUAUUGGUUUCGUGGUGGACACAUACCAAUACGAGAACGAGCGCGUGAAAAACAGUCCCACUUUUGAAGUGUUUAUGACUAAAGAGGGCAGUCCCAGUCACAUCCGCCGCGUUUACGAAGAACGCACGAGUGAAGAAGUCAAGAAGCUGGAAGCGGAGAUGGAGGAGAACGGCGAAAGCUACUUCAGCAUCUCACUCAAAUCCUUCAUGACAGGCGAUGAUUGGCUCAGGGAUAUGUUCAUGCGCGAUGUCUUCCAAGUUCUCGAUCCAGAUGACUGGGAGGCUGCUAAGUUUUCAAAUUUAAGGUCACAUGCGUCGGCCGACAACCGCACAACGCGACACUCGCACACGGAUGUACUCAGUGGCACGGAUGGAGGGCCAUCGGAAAACGAUCCUCAAGUAGACGCAUCAGUGGUGCGCAGAGUAAAUAGCGAAUCCACCAUUGUAUGAUAAAGACUUGUGCAACAUAUCAUUCGUCACACGCACGAGGGAUACUACAGGGAAA